This is a messenger RNA of Plasmodium fragile, 5961 nucleotides long. RefSeq lists its product as uncharacterized. The record is from RefSeq and is a predicted model, not a curated record. Gene Ontology annotation, molecular function: ABC-type transporter activity; ATP hydrolysis activity; ATP binding. Bases 1 to 5961 code for a protein of 1986 amino acids. Gene Ontology annotation, biological process: transmembrane transport. NCBI's taxonomy places the organism in Eukaryota, Apicomplexa, Aconoidasida, Haemosporida, Plasmodiidae. Gene Ontology annotation, cellular component: membrane. The transcript has a single exon.
AUGAGUGGGAGGAAGGCCAAGGGAAAGGAUGGCGCGAAAAAACGAGGGAGCCUCCUUUCAAGCAUGUCAUGGUUCGGCUUUAUAACCUUCGAAUGGAUUAACAUUAUAUUGAAUCAGCUAAAGGCAGAAGACAAAUUCAGUCUGCCCAAGAUAGAAGAGGAUGCAGCAAUUGAAUACUACACAUGUCAAUUGGAGAAUAAUUUAAGAGGAUUUAAAAAGAGGAAGAGACAGGAUGGGAGUGGUUCAGUGAACGUGAAGGAGGAAUGUUGUGAGGAAGAUUUUAAUGCCGCGUCCACGAAAGAGACUCCUCAAUAUUACUCGGUGCAGAAGAGAGGCAUAAUAUGUGCUCUGCUCAACACGUUUAGAACUCAGCUCAGUUGUGUUACCUUUUUUUACGUCAUUCAUACGUUGUAUCUUAUUUUUGUCGCGCUGUGUAUUGAAAAUUAUAUACUACUGAUUAAAGGAAAGGGGAGCAUGUGGAUCCCCUUGUUCCAAUCACAUAAAGAAAUCACAUUCGGUUUAUUCCUCAUCCUGGUCAUCAUGUGUGACGUCUUGUUUGAUGCAGUUCUUACCUUUGUGGAUUAUCGCUUGAGGUUGAACAUGGAGAUGACGCUGCUGUAUUUUUUGUAUAAGAUUAAUUUGGAGAAUUGCAGGGGGCGGUUAGGCACUGAAGUGAGCCAAGCGGUGAACGCGAACGAAGCGAACGAAGCGAGUGAAGCGGUGAACGCGGCCACAGCGCUGCCCCCCAACCGUGAACACACCAACGCUGCGGACCAGCCGCCCCACCAAGACGACGAAGCGGACGACGAAGCGGACGACGACGCGACGCAGAGCGACUCCUGCGACAUCAACAUAUACAACGUCAUGUUUGUGGACACGCCCUUCCUCAUCUACUUCAUCACUGCCAUAAUAGACUUUUGCAAUAUCCUUAUCAAAUUCACCAUAUCCUUUUACAUGUUUUAUUUUAAAAUGGGUAAGGAGGCAGUAGUUGAUGGGAUUCUUCUUAUAGUACUUUUGUACGCCCUCAUGUUUGGUUUCGAGUUGGCUUCAAGUUUAUAUAAGAUAAAACACCUCAAGUGUAGAGACGCGCGAAUAAAUAAUAUGCAUCACAUGUUGAAGGAGUACAAGUUAAUUAAAAUGUUUAAGUGGGAAGCCAUCGCAUUUCAGUAUGUGAAUAGGCAUAGGGAAAAGGAAAUGAAAGUGUGUACACGAAGAAUUUACUUAAGUUCUUUGAGUAAUUAUAUGAACGCUAUUUCCAUGAACGUUGUUGAGGUUGCUAUUUUUUUUAUAUUUAUUAAAGGAGAAUUGAACAGCCAUAAACCAAUUAACGUCAGCUCCAUCAUCACUCCUUUAUUCUUAUACAAGUCCCUCAUAUCUGGCAUGUCCAAUUUACCUAGCAUUAUUAAUACCAUGCUCGAGGGCGCAAUCAACAUAGGCAGAAUCAACAAGUACGUUCAACAUCACAUGUUUCAAUGUAAUCGGAGCGAGAAUUUUGAAUACUGUUGUGUGAAUGACCACCAGAUUGGCAUCCACACGUCCUCCACCACUGCAUGCCAUCACAAUGGAAGAAGCAACAGGGACAAGCAAUAUUGUGAGGAGUCCACGUGGAGGCACUUUUUCAAAUGUUUUUUUUUUAAAAAAGGUUAUAGCACCGUCGCCCCCGCUAAUAGCAGUACGAAUAACAGGAGGGAUUACUACAGCGGCGACUACUACAGCGGCGACUACUACAGCGGCGACCAGGGGCAGAGGCACAGUGGCCGGCCCACUGGGGGCGAUCUUGCAGUGGUCGGACAAGCGGCUGUAGGAGUGGCGGCAACACACGGCAGAGUGCCCGACGGGGACGUCAUUUUAAACAUGAACGGGUGUUACUUCUCCCAAGACAAGGCACCCACGGGAAAAGGUCGAGACGCCCUCCUCAAGAACAUAAACCUGACGGUGAAGAAUAACACCCUGGUGGUGAUCUUAGGAAAUGUGGGGUCAGGGAAGACGCUAUUCUUUAACGCCCUAUUGGGGAAGCUAAGGUUGUCUCGGGGCAACUACUACGUGAAGAACUUCUCCCACGACAUACCCAUGAUGUAUGUGCCUCAGUUCUACUGGGUAACCAUUGGCACCAUCCGGUCCAUGAUCCUCUUUGGAAAUAGGUUUGAUCCCGUUAUAUACUACCGAGUCCUUGUUCAGAGCGAGCUUAUAAACGACAUGAAUACAUUUAAGAAGAAGGACUUGAGGUACGUGAAUGACGAGCAUAGUCUGAGCAAAGGACAGAAGGCUAGAAUAUGUUUAGCCAGAGCGCUGUAUCAUCAUUACAUACACAUGAGUGAUUUGGUGGUUGACUACGAGAGAGAUGUCCGCUUUAAUAAAAAGUGGCGCGACAGAACCACCUCGGAGAAUUUGUACGAAAUGGACAAUGCCCUCUCUAGGGGGCGGAGUGAUGGUCGACGUGGCGGUCGCAGUAGCGGUAGGGGUGGCGAUACGAGUGACCGUCGCAGUAAUGGCGACAGGCUCCACCCCAAGGGAGAAAAAAGAAAAAGGCUGUUGGGAAAAGGACAUGCACAUCAAGUGAGAAAAAAAGGAUCCGAUUAUGAACCCUCUUCUUCACAAGAGGAGAGGUACGAACUACAAGACGAGAAUAAUUCAACCAACUGUACCUCCAACAUCGCUAACAUAAUCAACACGUACUCACAUGUGAGUAGUCCGAUGAAGGAUGCAGGAGGGGAAGAGGAAGACGAGGAACAGGACAAGUACGAUGAUGGAGGAAGCAAUUGUGAUUUUAUAAUUGGACCAGCUGCAGAAAUGUAUACAGAGAGUAGUGACUUGUUUAAAAAGAAUUCUGUUCUAAAGGAAUGCUUAGAGCAAGAGCAGAUGUCGUACUUGUACCUCCUGGAUGACCUCUUCUGUGCAUUGGACCCAUGCAUAUGCAAACAUAUUUUUUAUAACCUCUUUUGUAAUAAGGAAAACGUGGAAGGGUUUAAGGACAGGUGUGGCUUUAUCCUCACCGCAAAUCAACACAUAUGGAAUAGCUUUUUGGAAGAAGGCAUCGUUAGGGACCUUCAAUAUGCAGUUGAGGUUUAUCGCCUGCAGGACCGCACGCUGGUGUAUGAGGGGGACAUCCACACGUACGUAAGGAAGGGGGCCCUUGCGCAGCGCGGAGGUGGCACAACUCCCAGUACACCUGCUACGGUUAACACGGUUAGCGCGGUCAACGCGAUUAACACGGUCAACGCGAUUAACACGGUCAACGCCGCUAACAACAUGAAGGAUUUUUUUUCAGACCACCAGAGCGGGAAAAAGAACAGCUUCAAGAGCGACGUGAAGUAUCACAAAUUUGUAACGUUGAAGGAGUUGAAGAAUACGUAUGCGUGUAGGUUGGAGCCCCUGAACUCUUCGUGUGUGCAGGGGUUCGGGAGGAAGUACACCACGGUGACGCAGAACUAUGUGGAGAAGCGCGACGACCACGUGAUGAACCCUGUUGCGAGCGUUAGCUUUAGUAGCUUGGGAAGUCUGCGCAAGACGACGAUCAGCAGCUACGCGGAGGUGCUGGUUAGGGAGAAGCAGGGCGGCCACAAGCGCGGCAUGAACGGUAGCAGCAUGAACGGUAGCAGCAUGAACGGUAGCAGCAUGAACGGUACCGGCUGCAACAGUAGCGGCCGUUACAAUCACAGCAGGAAGCAUGCCAAUCUGUCCUUCCAGCACGACGACAGAAUAACGCUGCACGAGUUUGAACAGGUGAACAAGGUGCUGCAGGCCCAGCUGAAGCAGAGCUACAUGUACGAAUACAUGGGAGACCACGAAAAUGAAGACGAGGGAGAGCAAGAAGAACUCCGGUUUAAGGGCAACAUCAAGUGGGAGACGUUGGUUUGGUACCUGCGCAUGAUAGGAACCCCGCUCAUAGUGGUAAUUCUGCUUUUCAUGGUGAUCUCCAUUUGUACAGACGAAAUAAAAAACAUCUUGCUCUUUAUGGCCAGCACUCUAAUGAAAAGUAAAGGACAGAACGAUGCAGACAUUUUAAAAAAGCAAAUGGAGUACAUGAAGUACUUUGUCCUUCUCCCAUGUAUAUCUCUCUUCACCACGUUAACUGCCUUCAUGCUUAUUGCUCACGCCAUAGCCAUUUCAGCGGUAAAAAUACACACACAAGUUCUAAUCAGCAUUUUAUAUGCACCCAUCCAUGCCUUCUACAGCAACAACUUGGGUACUAUAAUUAAUCGAUUCAUCACAGACAUAAAUAUAAUGGAUAAUGGAAUUAUUAAAAGAAUUUAUAAAACAUUUUAUACUUUUUUCCGCUUCCUUUUUACCAUUUUUCUUCUAAAUUAUAUGGUUUACCAGACUGUGUAUGUAUUUCCUCUGGUUAUUUUUCUUAUUUACUUUUGCGUGUUUCAAAAAUACUCAAGGGGAUGCAAAGAAGCUCAGCGAGGAUACCUAAGUAGCCAUGCCCCUCUGUGCACCAUAUACAGCAAUACCAUAAUGGGUAAAGACAUUAUUAAUUUGUAUAAGAAGAAUAAAUACUUCCUGGACUUAUAUUCUAAGCGUGUACUUGAUUUUAAAAACUAUACGAUUUUCAAAUGGUGCCUAACGAUAUGGGCUUCUUUAUAUGUGCAGCUGAUCGUUUUAGGCCUCACCGCUUUUUAUAUCAUUUACCCUUACCUAUUGCACCCCUACAUUGGAAAUAAGCAGGACCCUCACUUUAUGAACGAGGAGAAGAACGCAAGUACCAUUGGCUAUUGUAUUACCUUUUCGUGUAGCCUGGGCUUUAUCAUUAAGUCGCUUUUGUAUGAUUACACGCAUGUGGAAAAGGAGAUGUGCAGCACGCAGCGCCUGGAGGAGUGCGCGCGCAUGUUCAACGAGCAGGUGCAGUGUGGUGCCCCGAUAAGCGGCCCAUCGGUACGCGACCCACCGCAACACAACCCACCGAAACACAACCCACCGCUACACGACAAAGCGACGUAUGGGCUGCACGACAAAGCGACGUAUGGGCUGCACGACAAAGCGACGUAUGGGCUGCACGACACAGCGACGUAUGGGUUGCACGACACAGCGACGUAUGGGUUGCACGACACAGCGACGUGUGAGUUGCACGACACAGCGACGUAUGGGCUGCACUUCAAAAACGUGUUCGUGAGCUAUAAAAAAAAAAUCUUCCUAGACAAAUCGCGCAACCUGUACUACUACGCGAACGACAAGUCCUGCUUAAGAAAUAUGAACAUAUACGCGCUCAAGGGGCAGAACAUUGGCAUAGUGGGUAGGUCGGGCGCAGGGAAGAGCACAACCAUUCUGUCUGUCCUGGGCCUCAUCCCCACCACCAGGGGAACUAUAUCCAUCGAGGGAAGAGAUAUCAACUCCAUGACUCUAGAAGAAAAAAAAAAAAUUAUUGGUCUCCUCCCACAAUCCUCUUUUGUAUUCUUUCACUGGACCAUACGUACGUAUAUAGACCCCUACAACAACUUCACAGAUGAAGAAAUUAUGAAUGCCUUUGAAUUAAUUGGUAUCAACUUGCGAGAGGAGGAUUUGUAUAAAUACAUUUAUAAGCAGAAGAAAAAAGCAUCUCAGGAGGAUAGGGGUAGAGUGUCUAAUGGAAGGGAGAAGCGAAACAAGAGUAAGUCUUUCACGGAAGGAAACUUUUUGGCUCUGUCGGAUGAUUGUAUUCGUUACUUAGCUUUGGUCAGGAUCUUCCUCAACCGAUACACGUACAAGCUGGUGUUAAUCGAUGAGAUCCCUGUAAUUAAUUUUAAUUUGAGCAACAGCAAUGCAAAUAAUUUUUUCUGCAGCGACGUUAAGUCUUUUGAGUAUAUAAUACGCAACUACUUCUCGCACAUCACUGUGUUGAUCAUCGCUCACGAUGUGAGCACGCUGUCUUGCUGCGACUUCAUUUACGUCGUGGCCAAUGGCGAGGUCUCCUACAAGUGCAGCUACUCAGAGAUCAAGACGCAGGCGGCGCUCGCCGCUCUCAUUCAGCAACAGACCGAGUGA